This is a messenger RNA of Durotheca rogersii, 1196 nucleotides long. Its product is annotated as Phox-like protein. Gene Ontology annotation, molecular function: phosphatidylinositol-3-phosphate binding. Gene Ontology annotation, cellular component: endosome. The record is from RefSeq and is a predicted model, not a curated record. The coding region runs from base 117 to 941 and encodes 274 amino acids. NCBI's taxonomy places the organism in Eukaryota, Fungi, Ascomycota, Sordariomycetes, Xylariales, Xylariaceae. The transcript has 3 exons.
CCACCUGCGACCGAAUCACGACCUGGGCGUCCUGACGCUGUGCCCACUCCGAUCUGUUGCCCAACUCCUUCACAACUUUAGGUGCCCUGCCCUUGCGCUUGCUUGCGCUUGGCUGGAUGGCGUCGGCAGCAGAGACACAACACUCGAAUGGUAGUGGAGAGGAUACGGGCCGAGGAGGCAGUAGUGUGGACGAAAGCGUACACAAGGACCUGCCCCAAGCCGCCCUGCCCCAAGCCGCCCUGCGUCCACACCCGCCGCCAUCGCCGCCUGCCACUGAAACAGACACCGAGACAGAGUCAGAUGCCGCCUCAUCAGUGCCGCGGACCCUCCCCGGAAUCGACACACCUCUACCAAAUGCUCGAACCGAAGAGGGGAACGUGCUUAGCCCCGCCGAAGAUGUCUCGCCGGUUUCUUCGCCUGUGACCUCGCCCGUGGCGUCCCCGCCCUACUGGACACAUAGCGGCGCCAAUAGCUCCGACCGCCGCCCGGGCCACGCGAGAAACGUCUCGAGCGCGUCUGUCGACUCGAUCCCUAGUGGCGGUAUUACCUUGCGCGAUAACGAGAAUAGCAGCACCGACGAUCGGGGCAGCGCGUGCUGGGCCAAGAGCGUGGAGAUCACCGAUUACGUGACCGUCAACGGCAGCACGACGAAUAUCGGCGCCUUCGUGGUUUGGAACAUACGGGUCGAGACGCUGAGCGGAAGCUAUAUGAACAUUCGCAAGCGGUACUCCGAGUUUGACGAUUUCCGGUGGCGACUGGUGCGCACGUUCCCAAACUUCGAGGCGGCCGUGCCAGAGUUGCCGCCCAAGAGCCUCGUGUCCAAGUUUAGGCCUAGGUUCCUAGAGAAGCGCCGGGCGGGCCUGCAAUACUUUCUCAACUGUAUACUACUGAACCCCGAAUUCUCUGGGUCCCCCGUGCUGAAGGAAUUCUUAUUCUCAUGAGCUAUGGCCGAAACGGCGAGUCGGUGUCGAGCGUCUCCUCGAAUGACUAGUGGCGCAUUAGGCCCUGGCGCCCUUAACUCGGGACCUCAUUCGACCACGACGCGACUAUUUACGAAGUAAUGCUAAUCCUGUACGAACACAAUCUCUUGGAUACUAUGACGAAUUUAUGAAGAGACUAAGGAUGCGGUUGGGAUACUUCCUUGGUGGGAAGUCGAUGUUCCUCGCGUCUUCCCGCAGCGAACAGCUACGAAGACU